Molecule: messenger RNA, 3103 nt
Organism: Solea senegalensis (Senegalese sole)
Lineage: Eukaryota; Metazoa; Chordata; Actinopteri; Pleuronectiformes; Soleidae
Product: matrilin-2-like
Exons: 17
Coding region: 158-2797 (879 amino acids)
Molecular function (GO): calcium ion binding
Source: RefSeq, a predicted model, not a curated record
GUGGAUGGAGUAAAGAGCAGAGCUAUCACACAUAUUUCUGCGUGUUUACAGUUGGUUUACAGUUCUUCUACUGGGGAUUAUUCUUUUGACUCAUUGUUGGUAUUUUUUGGGAGAUUUUGAAACAGGAGUUGGAGAAAUUUUUAUUUUUAAAAGUAGAAUGAGGUUCUUGGCCUUCAGCCUCGUCUGCCUGAUGUGCUGUGAUGCCGUUCAGUUUUAUAGACGUCGUCCCAGACCCAUGACAGCCAGAAGGCAAAAUGUCACUGCUGUCCAACCCAAACUAGUGGAGAACCCUUGCAAAGCCGUCCCACUGGAUUUUUUCUUCGUCAUCGACAGCUCCAGAAGCAUCCGUCCCCAUGACUAUGAGAAGGUCAAGACCUUCAUUGUCAACCUGGUUCAGUUCCUCAAAAUUGGCCCUGAAGCCACCAGGGUGGGUCUGCUCCAGUAUGGCAGCGUGGUCCAGCCCGAGUUCUCCCUCAAGACCUACACCACUAAGGCUGAAGUGGAGCAGGCGGUGAGGAACAUGAAGCACCUUGCCACAGGGACCAUGACCGGUCUGGCCAUCCAGUACACAAUGGAAACUGCCUUCACAGAGGAGGAAGGCGCACGACCAGCGGACCUACACAUCCCACGAAUCGCCAUGAUUGUGACCGACGGGAGGCCUCAGGACACGGUGGAGGAGAUUGCGGCUCAGGCGAGGCAGGCUGGUAUCCAGAUCUUUGCCAUCGGUGUGGGCCGGGUGGACAUGAACACCCUGAGAGCCAUUGGGAGUGAACCUCACUCUGAACAUGUGCACCUGGUGGCCAACUUCAGCCAGAUAGAAACCCUCACAUCUGUGUUCCAGUCCAAACUGUGUGGAGGUUCAGAGAUGUGUGAGGUUGUGGACCAUCAGUGCCAACAUAUCUGCGUGAGUAGCCCUGCGUCGUACAGGUGCCAGUGCAGGAAAGGUUUCAUCCUCAACCCUGAUGGAAAGACAUGUAAAGAGACUGAUCACUGUGCUGAUGGCACACAUGGCUGUGAACAGGAGUUUAUGAACACUGAAGACUCCUGUGUGUGUAAAUGCAGAGAGGGUUUCACACUCAGACCUGAUGGAAAAACGUGCAAGAAGAUCGAUCACUGUGCUGAUGGCACACAUGGCUGUGAGCAGGAGUUCAUGAACACUGAAGACUCCUGUGCGUGUAAAUGCAGAGAGGGUUUCACACUCAGACCUGAUGGAAAAACGUGCAAGAAGAUCGAUCACUGUGCUGAUGGCACACAUGGCUGUGAGCAGGAGUUUAUGAACGCUGAAGACUCCUGCGUGUGUAAAUGCAGAGAGGGUUUCACACUCAGACCUGAUGCAAAAACAUGCAAGAAGAUCGAUCACUGUGCUGAUGGCACACAUGGCUGUGAGCAGGAGUUUAUGAACACUGAGGACUCCUGCGUGUGUAAAUGCAGAGAGGGUUUCACACUCAGACCUGAUGGGAAAACAUGCAAGAAGAUAGAUCAUUGUGCUGAUGGCACACAUGGCUGUGAGCAGGAGUUUAUGAACACUGAAGACUCCUGUGUGUGUAAAUGCAGAGAGGGUUUCACACUCAGACCUGAUGGAAAAACAUGCAAAAAGAUUGAUCACUGUGCUGAUAACACACAUGGCUGCGAGCAGGAGUUUAUGAACACUGAGGACUCCUGUGUGUGUAAAUGCAGAGAGGGUUUCACACUCAGACCUGAUGGAAAAACAUGCAAGAAGAUUGACCACUGUGCUGAUAACACACAUGGCUGUAAGCAGGAGUUUAUGAACACUGAAGACUCCUGUGUGUGUAAAUGCAGAGAGGGUUUCACACUCAGACCUGAUGGGAAAACGUGCAAAAAGAUCGAUCACUGUGCUGAUGGCACACAUGGCUGUGAGCAGGAGUUUAUGAACACUGAAGACUCCUGCGUGUGUAAAUGCAGAGAAGGUUUCACACUCAGACCUGAUGGAAAAACAUGCAAGAGUUUGGACCUGUGUCACACACUCGAGCACGGCUGUGAGCAUCAGUGCAUCAACACCAACAUCUCUUACAUCUGCAGAUGUUUUGAGGGAUUCAUGUUGGCUGAAGACGGGAAGAGCUGCAGAAAACCAGAGUGUGGCGAUGGAGUGAUGGAUUUGGUGUUUGUGAUUGACGGCUCCAAGAGUCUGGGCCCAGCCAACUUUGAGCUGGUCAAGCAGUUGGUUAAUGGCAUUGUGGACUCACUGGACAUCUCCGCCGCAGGCACACAUGUCGGCCUCCUUCAGUACUCCACCAAAGUCCGCACAGAGUUCACCCUGGGCCAGUACAUCACGGCACAGCGUGUUAAACAGGCCGUGGCACGGGUACAGUACAUGGGCAGAGGUUCUAUGACGGGCUCAGCCUUGCGUCACAUGUUUGAGUCAAGCUUUUCAUUCAAAGAAGGCGCCCGAGCCAGUGUCUCACGUGUCUGCAUCGUGUUCACUGAUGGAAGAUCUCAGGAUGAUGUCACAGAGUGGGCUACCAAAGCAAAGAACUCUGGUAUCACCAUUUAUGCCUUGGGUAUUGGCAAAGCCAUAGAGCAGGAGCUGAGAGAAAUCGCCUCGGAGCCUGAUGAAAAGCAUCUUUAUUAUGCUGAGGAUUUUGAGAAAAUGGGAGAAAUUACAAAGAGGCUCAAGAUGAGGAUAUGUAAAGAAAAACCUGAAGGAAACAUGUGCCAGUGUGAGAACUUGAUGCGUUUUCAAGAGCAGGUCACCGACAAACUGAAGAACCUGAUGCUGAAUAUUGAAGCCAUAUCCGAGAAGAUGGAGCUACUCGAGAAUCAACUUGUACAUAAAUAAACUUCUGAGAUGUGUCCAUUUAUCUCUCCUCUGACCAGCAACGAAGCGUUCUCAGAUCCUGCACAGCAAGCUGCACCCAUGCAAUGUUGUCUAUACGGAUGCUAUUUAUACUCUUUUGUAUACAACACAAUGUAUUCAAUGUAUUUUGUCUGACAUGGUCUUUGUAAUGUAAUGUUAAGUCACAUGAGUAACUCUUUAAACUGGAAAAUGACAAACACUCAUUUGAAUAGGUUUUUAUUGAGGAUUAAGUUUGGGACUUAUUCUCCUUUGUUACUUAUUGUCAUAAUAAAAAAAAGUUCCAAACAA